Messenger RNA from Stegastes partitus (bicolor damselfish), 2657 nucleotides. RefSeq lists its product as uncharacterized. Gene Ontology annotation, biological process: negative regulation of receptor recycling; positive regulation of T cell receptor signaling pathway. The record is from RefSeq and is a predicted model, not a curated record. The coding region runs from base 142 to 963 and encodes 273 amino acids. The transcript is spliced from 6 exons. NCBI's taxonomy places the organism in Eukaryota, Metazoa, Chordata, Actinopteri, Pomacentridae. Gene Ontology annotation, cellular component: T cell receptor complex.
UGUGAUAACAGAGGAGUAACUAAGGCAGGGUAAAAAUAGACUACAGUGUAGCACACCUCACUGAUUAAACCCAGUGAUGCCUCGUAGCCUGAGAGCAAUUGUGUCAGACAGACAACCUGUGUUAUUCAAGACGGCUGGAAUAUGAGCGAACCACCACCAGCCUGUAUCAUUUAUGUGGUGCCUCUGGUGCUGUUGUCUCUGGCCCUGUUGGUCUCCUUGUGUCUCAAUAUCAUCCUUUGCAUCAGACAAAGAGCCACUUUGUGCAGAGAUGAGUCCUGCUACCCUGAAAAUCCUCAAGGAGUAACCCUGACACAAAACGAAGGGCAAUAUUUUCAUUACCUCAAUCGUGACGAGCAACAGGAAAAUCCCCACGAUCAUCAUGAGCAACAGGAAAAUCCAAUCUACGGCAACAUCAGCACAGACAGCAGAGGUUCUGUAGAGGGCUGCUAUGAGAUGAUGACCAUGCAACGAACACGAGACUGUGAAAAGCCUUUAGAGCCUGACCUGAAUUACGCCUCGUUGGAUCUGAAGAUUGCCAAGAAACACAAGAAGAAGCAUCGCCACCAGCAAAGCCAAACGCAGGGACGAAACAAGCUUCACGAGCAGCUGUCGGUCGCCUUCACAACUCCUGUGCCAACCUUCUUGGAGGUGGACGCAGAUGUGGAUGCUCUUCUUCCUUCUAGAGACACCAGCACGAUGGUUUCACACAGCAGCAUCUACCUGAACAGUCAGCAGAUAGCCCAAGAGGCAGGGGAAAUGGAAAGAGGAAGGAGCACAAACAUGGAGAGGGAGAAUGUCGGUUGGGAUAGUAUGCGAAGGUACGAGGAUAGGGGAAGUAGAGAGUGGAAAGGAGAUCAAGAGAGUGGGGAAAGAAUAGUCCAACAAGAUGGUAGCAAUGGGAAUGUAUGUCCACAGCUUUCAGAGGGGGAAAUUAUUAACUGUGACAGUGGCCAACACGAUUAGACAAAUAUCAUACUAAGACUUUUUCAGUGUUUCAAACUGUUCUGAACUGAAUACUAGAGCACCUGAAAUACUCAGGAAACUACUAUCUAUCACUGUAUCGCCAAGAGUAAAAAACUGUGUCAUCUUGAUUAUUCAAAGAGCUUCACAAAGUUGAGUAAUAUCCUGUUUGACGCAGACAAACUACCUCUUGAACUCUCCAUGUUGGGCAACUUAGGAAAAUAUCUUUCUUUCUUUUGUAUCUUUCUGUGCAGAGGACGCAAUAAGUGUAGAACUUAUCAAAAGAAAAGGAAAGUAUGUCUGACAUUUAGAGGUCAAGAGCCACGUGGAAAUUUUCAAUUUGUUGCAAAAGACGUGGAAAAUCUCAAAUCAUCACAGGACACAGAAACAACUUUCAUUGUUUUGAUGCCUCAUAAUCACACAUGAACGGAUGUCUUAUAAAAAGGUGUGAAGUAAAAGCUAAUCUUACACUUAUUUUCCACAGCGUAGGCGAUGGCUUAAUCACGACAAAUCUUGUUGCCUGUUUCGGGCAAAUGAAUGAAUUUGCUUCUCAGUCCUGGUAAAACUGAAGAUAACAUUGAUGUGAAGAAAAAAAUUAAAGGCAAGAAGGUGAAAAGGGGAAGGCUGUAAGUGGAGGCAUUUUAUUCUCCCUGUGGGCAAACUGUUGUAUAUUGUUCAUGCCACAUGAAAGUGAUCAUCAUGGCCAUUACCUUUAUAAUCUGUUGCACUUAUGCGCCAUCUGCUUAAAUGAUUAUUUCGCUCUCAGCAAUCCUCGUUCUGGGCGGAUAAUUUACUGGCCUGCUUUCUGCUGAGGGAGCUGAGCUCUGAAGUGAACUCAGCAGUCAAAGGCCUGCAGCACACUAACUGUUUGGUGACAGUUUUUCAAUAGCUGACCAUGGCCUACUUUCCCCUCUAUGGAUUAAUUUUCGGCUUGAGGCAUUUCCGAUGUAACUGCUGCCGGUAUAUGGGAAGCCAAGAAAUAACACCCUCACAAAUGAUAGUCUACUGUAGUGAUAGUCACAUUUUUUUCUAAAUUGUGCUCCCAUAAAGACCAGCUCAGUCAUAUACAAAGUUGUAUUUAGUCGUCUUUUUCAUAAUGCAUGACUAAAUAUCAGCGAUAUUUGGGCUAUAAGUAACAUAAAUGACUCAUCUAUGAGUCGCUACAUUGCAUUUUACACUGUGUACCCAAGUUGGAUUGCACAGAAUAUUUCCUUGUUUUUGUUGUUGUGGGUGACAAUAAAAGCAGUCACUUGUUUUUUUUUGUUGUUUUUUUUUUAUCCAGCUAAAACAGAGCUAAAGCUUUUAAAGGUUCUUGCAAUGGCAGAUGGUGGCAUGAUGACAGGUAAAAGGAAAAUCAUUUUUGGCUUCCCCCCCCUCUUUACAAAACAAAGGCAUAUGUCAAGAUAACACUGAGGUAUGAUCGUUAAAUUGACAGUGACGGCUUAAUGUGUACAAAUGCUCUUAGUUUCCGCCCACGAGCCUCAAUGUGGCUCAGAGAGAAUAUUUUAAUGCAGUGGGUUAGACCAUCAAAGGCUCUCGCUACAAUUUAAUGCUUCUGUCGCAGCGUGACAAUAAAUGCUGGUUGACAAAAGGAGGAUAUCAUUUAACUUGAUAAAUGAAGAUGACUUUUUUUUUUUCCAGAGUGUCUAUGGUUUUCAUUAAACGGUUAUGCAAUGCAUAAGAAUGGUUCAAUCAAA